UUAAACCCAGACACGACCACCGCAAUUGAGAAAGCGAGAGCGAUGCACUGCUUCAAGCUCCUCCCCCUCCUCCCUCCACCUCCGCCCCUCCACCGCCGUCCAUUCCACCUCAGUCGUACCUGCACCCUUCUCACCUAUCCCCUUCCCCUCUUCCCCUUCCCCCGCCUCCUCCCUCUUUCACGCUCCUCCGCCUCCCCAUAUGCAGCCGAUGAGGUCCCCGUAGGCGACGACGAUGAAUCCUUCCUCAACUCCUUCCGUUCCCGUGAGAAGGAGAGCGAGGAGGAAGCCCGCCGCCGCAACUGGAUCGAGCGCGACUGGGCCCCGUGGGAGGAGAUCCUAACCCCGGAGGCCGACUUCGCCCGCAAGAGUCUCAACGAGGGGGAGGAGGUCCCCCUCCAGUCGCCAGAGGCUAUCGAGGCGUUCCGGAUGCUGACUCCUUCCUACCGACGCAAGAAGAUCGAGGAGAGCGGCCUCUCGGAGGAGGAGUUCGUCACUCGGCAGUUCGGUUACAAGGGGGAGAUCCCAGAUCCGAUCGAGACGCUCUGGGCGGAUCCUCUCGUCGUGCGAAUGAUGCCUCCGAGGGACUGGCCGCCACCGGGCUGGGAGGUAGACCCCGAGGAGCUGGAGUUUAUCAGGGAGGCACACAAGUUACAGGCGGAGAGAGUAGAUUUGGAGGCGGAAGUCAGGACCGACACGGACCAGAUGUGCCUUGAGAGGUACACGGUCUUCCUGAAGCAGUACAAGGAGUGGGUGGCUGCCAAUCGAGACCGGCUGGAACAGGAGUCUUACAAGUAUGACCAAGAUUAUUAUCCUGGUAGGAGAAAAAGGGGCGAAAAAUACAAAGAUGAUAUGCUUGAACUUCCAUUUAUAUAUGCAGGACAGAUAUGUCGAGGUAAAGUUGUCACUCUACACCUUCACCAGGGAGCCUUUGUUGACAUAGGAUGUGUCCAUGACGGGUGGGUUCCUAUAAAAGGAAAUGAUUGGUAUUGGAUUCGCCAUCAUAUCAAAGUUGGUAUGCAUGUCUUUGUGGAAGUUUUGGCUAAAAGAGAUCCAUAUCGUUUCCGAUUCCCUAUUGAAUUGCGCUUUGUAAAUCCUAACAUAGAUCACCUUAUAUUUAAGAGAUUUGACUAUCCACCAAUAUUCCACAGAGAGGGGGAUACAAAUCCUGAACAAUUAUGGCAUGAAAUUGGAAGACCACCUAUUCCUAGGAAAAGGCCUUCAGUCAAACCAGAACAUCAAUCAUUGUUAUCAGAUCACCCAUAUGUUGAUAAGUUAUGGCAGCUGCAUAAUUGUGAGCAAAUGAUUCUGGAUCAUGAAGAGGAAAAUCCUGAUAAAUUUAAGGACAAGACUUAUGAGUCGACUGUCCCUGAUGUGCCAUUCGACGAAGAAAACAGUGUUCAAUAUACACAAGCAUACUAUAAGGAAGCUUUACUACCUAAAGUAAUUCUGAAUACAAAUAUCAAAGAACUAGAUCUUGCUGCUGCCCGUGCAGAACGUCAGCUUAACAACAAAUUGAAGAAAGAAGCAGAAGCUAGAGGAGAAGAGUAUGAGUAUUCAAAGAUGAGGAGAAAUGUGGAGAUGGAUGAGUAUGAUCUUAUGCAUUGGCGUAGAUCACUAGAAGAAAGGGAAGCCCUUAUCAGAGAUAUCAGUUGCCGGAAAGCUCUUGGCCUCCCAGUGGAGGAGCCUGGAAGAUACUUAGAUGACAAAAAUAUUUUUGGAGAUCAGUACGACCCGACAAACCCCUUGUAUCGGUAUGACUAUUGGGGGGAACCUAAGAACUCUGAGAAGAGCAAGGAGGAGAGGAUUGUAGAAGAACACAACAAAUCCAUUGUUGGGAGAGGUACUGUUUGGUACGAGAUGUCCUAUGAGGAAGCCAUUGAACAGAGGAUGCGUCGGGAAGCACGUUCCAAGGCUACAGUUAAAAAAGUUGAGGAUGAGGAGUAUGAGGAUGAAGAUGACGACGGUAUAGAUUUCGACUAUAGCAUUUUUGAAGACUCUAGUCAUUCAUUUUCUGCAAACAAGCCUAUUGUAAAUGGUACCGAAUCUCCCAGCAUGUCAGACGAAGGCAUGUUUGAGGACUAAUAACAUAAAAUUUGGUUUUA
This is a messenger RNA of Zingiber officinale, 2102 nucleotides long. RefSeq names its product protein PLASTID TRANSCRIPTIONALLY ACTIVE 10-like. Gene Ontology annotation, cellular component: chloroplast; plastid-encoded plastid RNA polymerase complex. The record is from RefSeq and is a predicted model, not a curated record. Gene Ontology annotation, molecular function: RNA binding. The coding region runs from base 43 to 2082 and encodes 679 amino acids. NCBI's taxonomy places the organism in Eukaryota, Viridiplantae, Streptophyta, Magnoliopsida, Zingiberales, Zingiberaceae. The transcript has 12 exons.